AUCUACUUCCUGCCCCCUAUUUCCAAUCAUUGCACGUUUUAGCCAAACUUAUUUAUGGAUUUACACCUAAAUUGUUAAAAAAUAAAUGAGAAAUAAGGAAUAGAAAAGAAUGAGGUUCGAGAACUCCAAGAAGAAUGGGCACGAACCGGCAAGAAUGAGAGUUCGGGGAUCGAACUCGAGUUACGUCCUUUCUGAUUCGAGCCGAGAAAAACAAUGAAGAAGAAGAAGAAGAAGAAGGAGAAGAAGCAGACCAUCUAGAAGGAACUUACCACUACCAACGGUACUACGAAGAAGACAGAAUUGCACUGCCAUAGUUAUCCUAAAGAAGAUUUCCGUCUCUUUUGCACCUAACGACCUACGGAAGUGGAUGAACCUCGCCGAAAUGAAGAGGAAGUAGAAGAAAACGAUAACGGGAUAAACAACACACAACACCACGUAUCGCCAAUGCCAAAGGGUCUCUCCAUCGACGAAAUACGAUGCUCAAAAUAAAAAAAGGAAUCAAGAAAAAAAUCAAAGGAAAGAAAGGAAAGAAUGAUGAGUUAUUUACUCCAGAGGAAUUAGAGCAGUAUAAAAGAGAAAAAGAAGAAGAAGCACGACGACUUGCUGGGCAGCAACAGCAGCAGCAGCAGCAGCAGCCAGAAACUGAAGAAGAGAAGGAAAACAUACCAGGAGAGGCAGAACCAGCAGCACCUGAACAGGAAGGAGCAACAGGAACUUCUGAGACUCAGGAGGCCUCAUCAUCUAAAGAAGACUGGAGAAGUUUCUUUGCUGCAACCGAUACCGUUCUUAAGAAGACCACAGACAACCUCAACCUAAUCAAGGAGGCAAGUUAUUUUCAGAAGAAAGAAGAGCUCAGCCAGAAGGAAGUUGAGGUGGUUCAGGAAACAUCUGUUGAAGCACCAUCACCUGCAACUACCAGUGGAAAGAGGUGGGUUGACCUUGAGAAGGGAGGAAUAGAUGAAGAAUCACAGGAUACCAGUGAAGAAGUAAAAGAAACUGAAGAGCCUGAGCCAGAGCCAAAGUCUGAACCUGAGCUUGCUCCCCUCCAAUUCAUUGAAGAUCUUCCAGAUGUUGAUGUUGAUGACUUUACUGAAGUUUUUGACACUACAUAUGUUGAUAAUGUAGAAAGUGGGCAAGUCAAACUUCAUUAUAUCCCUGAUAGCCCAACAACAGAAGACCCUAAUGAGCCUGACCCUUUUGAUACAUCAGUGUUCGACAAGGUUUUGCAUGUUGAGGAACCAAAACCAAAGGAAACCAACAAAAAGAAACCAGAACCUGAGAAAAAGAAGAAGCAACUUGUAAAUUUAGGUUGUGCAGUUGAAGUUUUAACAGGCAAGGUUCAGACUGCAGAUAAACCUUCUGGAACACCUCCACCAGACUCAAAACGUCGACGAGUUAUUCCUAAGGAGAUCAACUUACUAGCAGACGCUGCUGGUGAAGAAAACUUAAACACCCAGAUAGGUGAAGAAGAGAACGAUAAAGAAAACGAUACAGAGGAUAAUACAACUAAGGAACUUGAUGGUAAUAUUCUUGAUGACAUACUUUGUGUUACAGAUGCUAUUGAUUUACCGGACACAAGUGUAGUCCUCUGCCCAACUCCUAGAGCUACAUCCCCCUCUGUUCUAUCUGAAGACGGUAAAACAAAUGAAAAUGCAGAGUUAGUUGCAGAAAAUUAUCUUGAAUGUGAAAAUAAAGAAGUAGAUUUAAGUGAAUUUUUGGAAUCAAAUGGUGAAGACCACGAUAACAAAGAAUCCAAAGACAGUGGGAAAGAUCUAGAUCUCAAGGAUCUUGUUGCUGAAUUUGAUAUUAUAGACAAAUCUGAAGUUAUAAAUGAAACACUGAUUCCAACCGAGCCUGAUCCUAUUGAGGACGAGUUUGAUGCAGAAUUUGCUUUCUUAGCAGCAGAGUCAGUUGCAAAAGCAAAGGAAAAAGAACUCACAGAUCUUGAAGACGAUCCUUUUGAUACAUCUGCUGCUGCACAAGUUCUUGGUCCAGAAGAGACUCAAGAAACUGAAAAAGAUCCAUUUGAUGUAGGUUUUGCAGAAGAAGCUUUGGGUGAAACUGUUCCAUCAGGAAAACCUGUAAAACCACCACCACCUAGACCAGCAUUUCCAACAGCCAACAAAGUACCUGAAGAAGUAGAUCCCUUUGACACUUCAAUUGCAGAUGCACACUUGCCUGUAGAUCAUCUUGCCUCUCCAGAAGCUACUCUAGACCUCCCUGCAACUUUGCAGCCACAUUCAGGUGCUGAUAUUUCAAAAUCUGAAAGUUUUGAUCCUUUUGAUACUUCUAUUGCUGAAACCUUUGGCAAGACUGAAUUAAAAGUUCUUGAGACUGAAUUACUAACUACUGAUCAAAAGCAUGGGAAGAGCUUGAAGGAAGAAGACAUUGAUGAUUUUUAUUUCAAUCCAAGAGCAGAAGAACCAGAAACUCAAGAAAAACCCUCUCCCCCUUGCUUGUUAACAGCUGGUGAAGAAGAGGUUGAAAGUGGGCCAGUUCUAACUCCUUCUCAAGAGCCACAAGAGGACGAUUUUGAUCCAUUUGACACUUCCAUAGCAGCAAAAGUUGCAAUAAAGUCACUGGAAGCUGAAUUACUUAGUGACUCAGCUCAGCCAUCUUCAGAUAAAAAACAGCCACCUCCUCGACGUCCACCCAGCCCAGGACAUAUAUUUGCUACAACACCCACUGAUACAAAUCCAGCACUUCAGCCUUUUAAUGUAGGUGAUCAAGAUAAGAGUGUUGACACAGAAAUAGAUCCAUUUGACACAUCUAUCGCUGAAAAUUUUGGAAAAACAGAAUUAAAGGCACUAGCGGACGAACUUUUAACAAGUGAUCAACCUUCACAAGUAGUGCCAGAAGUUGAGAAGGAAAGGCCUGAUACUAAAUCCCUUCAAUUGCCAGUCAAGCCACUUCAUCCACCAUCCCCAAAGUGUCUGUUGGCAGCAACACCUGUUGAUGAGCACCCAACACUUAAACCAACACUUGAACCAACAGAUAACAACUCCAAUACAGACGACAAAGAAUUUGAUCCAUUUGACACAUCUAUUGCUGACCAGUUUGGGAAGACUGAACUAAAAGUUCUUGAAACUGAAUUGCUUGUCGCUGCCAGUAACCCAGUUGUUGAAGAAUUUGACGACUUUAAUCCUCGUGCAGAAGCAGACGUGCCAACAAAACCUUCAAAGCCAUCCCGACCUCCAUCCCCUGCUCAGCCUCAGUGCCUAUUAACUGCUACACCAGCAGGUUCUCCACCAGGUGCUGAACUGCUUGCACCUACAGAAUUCAAAACAUCUGCAACUAGUGAAGAUUUUGAUCCAUUUGAUACUUCUAUUGCUGAAAAAUUUGGUAAAACUGAGUUAAAGCAGCUUGAGAGUGAACUAUUAAGUUCAGCAAAUACUGUAACUGUCAUCACUGACGAUUUUGACCCCCGAGGUGAAGAGACCAAGAAACCUCCAGUUCCUCAGAAGCCAAGUCGACCAGGAAGACCAGCAGUACCAGCAGCUCCCUGUCUUCUUGCAACAACUCCAACUGAUCAAAGUGUGCCAUUGCAGCCUAGUCUGAAUACUGCUGAAGAACCUAAAGCAGGCGUUACUCCAGAAGACUUUGACCCAUUUGACACUAGCAUAGCUGAAAAACUCUGCAAAACAGAGAUUGAAGCCCUUGAAGAAACCCUUUUUACUAACAGCAGUACAGAAGCUGAUAUCAAAACAGCAGCAAAUUUAUCUUUAGCAACAAGUAACGCACCUAGCUUCUCUGCUGAUCACUUUCUUUCUUCUUCCCCAACAGAGAAUCUUGGGCCAACACUACAGCCAGUCCAAGGUCAGCAAGAGGAAGAACCUAAAGAUUUUGAUCCUUUUGAUACCUCUAUUGCUGAAAAGUUUGGAAAAACUGAACUUAAAACCCUUGAGUCUGAACUGUUAUCUGAUUCUGGUGUUAAAAGAAACUUAAGUGACGACGAAUUUGACCCUCGAGAAGAAGAAACAAAGUUGCCAAAGCGCCCAAGUCCUCCUAUACAAAAGCCAGACACUCCUGUGAAUCUUCUUGACUCUGCUGAAGAUCACAAUAUCACUGUUCAACCUCUCCAAGCAAGUAAGCAACAAACAGCAGAGAACCUUGAAGCAGAUUACGAUCCAUUUGACACAUCUAUAGCUGCAAACAUUGGGCCAAGCAAAGCAGAAUUAAAAUAUCUUGAGUCAGAACUUUUAAGUGCUGCAGAAGACCCAUUUGAUACCUCUAACAUAGCAUAA
Messenger RNA from Macrobrachium nipponense, 4244 nucleotides. Its product is annotated as protein stoned-A-like. The record is from RefSeq and is a predicted model, not a curated record. Lineage: Eukaryota; Metazoa; Arthropoda; Malacostraca; Decapoda; Palaemonidae. Bases 477 to 4244 code for a protein of 1255 amino acids. The transcript is spliced from 2 exons.